Molecule: messenger RNA, 7101 nt
Organism: Monodelphis domestica (gray short-tailed opossum)
Lineage: Eukaryota; Metazoa; Chordata; Mammalia; Didelphimorphia; Didelphidae
Source: RefSeq, a predicted model, not a curated record
CAGUGGUACGUCCCGGAGGUAGAUUUUUAAGGAUUGUAGACUGCGAGGAUUGGCGGGAACUCUUCAGAGCCGGAUUAUGUUUUCCCGCGAAAUAUCGUAUGCAUGAGUUUUUUUGUUGUAUUGGGGUCAUCUCUAGCCAGGUGCUAAUCUCUGGGCUCGCGGCCACUCUUCAUCAUGUCUUCAUCCCCAGCCUCGACCCCGAGCCGCCGAAGCAGUCGGCGCGGCCGCGCCAGCAACCCUUCCACCCCUCGAAGUGAGAAUGUCAAGUCUUCUCCAUCACAAAGGCGCCGGCCUGAAGAUUCCACCUCCACAGGCGAGCUGCAACCAAUGCCCACCUCCCCUGGGGCUGAUCUGCAGAGCCCUGGGACCCAGGACGCUUUGUUCUCAAGCCCACCACCAUUUCGUUCUUCAGCUAUUCCUCUUGAGUUUGAUCUCAGUUCACCUUUGACAUAUGGUACUCCCAGUUCACGAGUCGAGGGAACUCCAAGAAGUGGUGUUCGGGGAACGCCGGUGAGACAGAGGCCUGAUCUUGGAUCUGCUCGUAAGGGUCGACAAGUAGAUCUGCACUCUGACGGGCCAGCUGCAGAAGAUACAGUAGCAAGUGAACAGUCUCUUGGCCAAAAACUUGUGAUUUGGGGGACAGAUGUAAAUGUAGCUACAUGCAAAGAAAAUUUUCAGCGAUUUCUUCAACGUUUUAUUGACCCCUUAGCCAAAGAAGAAGAAAAUGUAGGCAUAGAUCUCACUGCGCCUUUAUACAUGCAGCGACUUGCAGAGAUCAAUGUUAUUGGGGAACCAUUUUUAAAUGUAAAUUGUGAACACCUAAAAUCAUUUGACAAAAAUUUGUACAGACAACUUAUCUCCUACCCACAGGAAGUUAUCCCAACAUUUGAUAUGGCUGUAAAUGAGAUCUUCUUUGAUCGUUAUCCUGAUUCAAUAUUAGAACACCAGAUACAAGUCCGACCAUUCAAUGCAUUGAAGACUAGAAACAUGAGAAACCUAAACCCAGAAGAUAUCGAUCAACUAAUUACUAUCAGCGGGAUGGUAAUCAGAUCAUCCCAGUUGAUUCCAGAGAUGCAGGAAGCAUUUUUCCAGUGUCAGGUUUGUGCGUUUACCACAAGAGUUGAAAUUGAUCGUGGCCGGAUUGCCGAACCAUCCGUGUGCAAGCACUGUAACACGAAACACAGCAUGGCGCUGAUCCACAACCGUUCCAUGUUUUCGGACAAACAGAUGAUCAAACUGCAAGAGUCUCCUGAGGACAUGCCAGCAGGACAGACUCCUCACACUGUCGUUCUCUUUGCUCACAACGACCUCGUUGAUAAGGUUCAACCAGGUGACAGGGUGAAUGUUACAGGGAUCUAUAGAGCUGUUCCUGUUCGAGUCAAUCCAAGGAUGAGCAACGUCAAAUCUGUGUAUAAGACCCAUAUAGAUGUCAUUCACUAUCGUAAGACCGAUGCCAAGCGUCUGCAUGGCCUUGAUGAAGAAGCUGAACAGAAACUUUUUUCAGAAAAUCGUGUGGAAAUGCUGAAAGAGCUUUCCAGGAAACCUGAUAUUUAUGAGAGACUUUCUUCAGCCUUAGCUCCAAGCAUUUAUGAACAUGAAGAUAUCAAAAAGGGUAUUUUGCUUCAGCUGUUUGGAGGAACAAGAAAGGAUUUUAGUCACACUGGAAGGGGUAAAUUCCGUGCCGAGAUCAAUAUCCUUCUCUGUGGUGAUCCUGGGACCAGUAAGUCCCAGCUGCUACAAUAUGUCUACAACCUUGUUCCCCGAGGACAGUACACGUCUGGGAAGGGGUCCAGUGCAGUUGGUCUUACUGCAUAUGUCAUGAAAGACCCAGAAACAAGGCAGUUGGUCUUACAGACUGGUGCCCUGGUCUUGAGUGACAAUGGUGUUUGCUGUAUUGAUGAAUUUGACAAGAUGAAUGAAAGCACAAGAUCUGUACUUCAUGAAGUAAUGGAACAACAGACUCUCUCAAUUGCCAAGGCAGGAAUUAUUUGUCAGCUGAAUGCUCGAACUUCUAUCUUAGCAGCAGCUAAUCCUAUAGAGUCUCAAUGGAAUCCCAAGAAAACUACCAUUGAAAAUAUUCAACUUCCCCAUACAUUAUUAUCAAGAUUUGAUUUGAUUUUCCUCAUGCUGGACCCCCAAGAUGAAGCAUAUGAUAGGCGCCUCGCCCACCAUCUGGUUGCGCUGUACUACCAGAGCGAAGAGCAGGUAGAAGAGGAGUUCAUGGAUAUGGCGGUCCUGAAGGACUACAUCGCAUAUGCUCACAGCUCUAUCACACCUAGACUCAGUGAAGAGGCGAGCCAGGCUUUAAUUGAGGCCUAUGUAGACAUGAGGAAGAUUGGAAGUGGCAGAGGAAUGGUUUCUGCAUAUCCCCGACAACUGGAAUCACUGAUACGUUUGUCAGAAGCUCAUGCCAAAGUGCGAUUUUCAAACAAAGUUGAAGCAAUUGAUGUUGAAGAAGCAAAACGGCUCCAUCGUGAGGCACUCAAACAGUCUGCUACUGACCCAAGAACUGGCAUUGUGGAUAUAUCUAUUCUCACUACAGGGAUGAGUGCCACAUCUCGAAAAAGAAAAGAAGAAUUAGCUGAGGCUUUGAAGAAACUUAUUCAAUCAAAGGGCAAAACACCAGCUCUAAAAUACCAGCAACUCUUUGAAGAUAUUCGGGGACAGUCUGACAUAGCUAUUACUAAAGAUAUGUUUGAAGAAGCUCUACGUGCUUUGGCUGAUGAUGACUUCUUGACAGUAACUGGAAAAACUGUUCGACUACUCUGAAGAAAUAAGAUACAAGCGAUAAUGAGUGCUAUUAUGUUCUGCUUUUCUACCAAAAUGUUUCAUUUAUUUGCUUAGAUAAAGUUACCAGUUUUGCUUCAUUAUUUGUCAAUCACUGUAAAUAACUGAUUUCUAAAAGAGAACUUAAUAAUUCUUUUUUUCAAAUAUUAAUUAGGGGGGGCAGCAGUGGAUUGAGAGCCAGGCCUAGAGACAGGAGGCCCUAGGUUCAAAUCUGGCCUCAGACAUUUCCCAGCUAUGUGACCCUGGGCAAGUCACUUAACCCCCAUUGCCUAGCCCAUACCACUCUUCUGCCUUGGAGCCAAUACACAAUAUUGAUUCCAAGAUGAUAGGUAAGGGUCUUUAUAAAAAUAUAUAUAUAUAUUAAGUAGGUAUCACUUUUUGUAAUGAGACACAUUCAUUAAAAAUGCUUUUGCAUACUACUUUUCAAAUCUAUCUUUUCUUAGUAUAGACCUUGUUAGAAUUUAUACAUCUCUUAUCCAUAUUUUUCUAUAAAUAUCCACAGAUGAUGAACCAAUGUGCUGAAUUUUUUUUUUUAAUGUUAAAUGUCUUAGGGGUAGUACCACACACAGAGACCCCAUCUUCUCCAUAACCAUGUAUUUCUCAGCACUGCUACUUUUUGUGGUAGCAAAGAACUGGGAACAAAGUGAUUGCCUAUCAGUUGGAAGCAAAUAAACUAAAUGGUGUACAAAUUAAAGGUAUUUUAUUAUGUAGCAAGACAUAAUGAUUACCAGGAAUUCAGAGAAACACAGAGCUUUGAAGAACUCUACAUAGCAAAGCAAUCAAAACCAGAAAAGUAUAUACUAUAUUACUACAUUGUAAAUUUUUUUAAAUCCUUAAAAAUGUUGAGCUGAGCAAUUGUAAUAAUCAAUGUAAUUCCCACAGAAAAAAAAGAUAGCCAAACAAAUAGUGGUGCAUACCUGUAAUGAAGUACCACUGCACCCUAAGAAAUGAGUAUGAAGAAUAAUAGUAGCUAUCAUGUAGAUAACACUAAGAUUGGGAGGAGUGCAACAACCUUGUGUGGUAGCUUUACUGUCCCCAUUUUACUCAUUAGGAAAUUUAAAAGUUAAGUGACUUGCCUGUAAUAUGAGUCAGCAGGUAUCUGAGGCAGGAUUUGAACCUGUCUUCCUGUCUUCAACCUGCUAUAUCUACAACACUGUCCUGCUGCCCAGAAUACUUAAAUGAAUUGAUUAAAAAUGAGGUAAAUAGAAUCAGGAAAACAACAUACACAAUGGGUGCAAUAUUCAAAUAGAAAGGAGAGUAAAAAGAAACUAUGUGCAAUAUAGUGACCAAGUCUGUCCCUGAAGACAAAAUGAGAAAACGUAUCUUUGGGGGGGAGGAGAGAGGGGUUGUUUCAAAAUUAUAGCUCUCUAAGGAAAAAAGAUAUUUGAAAAUAAAAGUAUGAAUUUGAAAAAAAUUUAUCUUAAAAGACACUAAUAAAUUUGCUAAAAGUCUUAUUUUGAAUACAGAAAUAAGAUGAAAUAACUAAGGAAUUCACAGUCCUCAAGGAUUUUUAUAUCAGGAAUACUGAAACUAGAAGAACUAGAUGCUAGUGAAAAUGGUAAGGAGGACUGUUGAUACAUGACCAUUUAGAAUGCUGAAUGUGAAUUUUAAAACUACUCCACCCUAAUCAGACUGUAUUUUAAAGAUCUAAUUUAGCUAUUUCCUGAUUAGUAACAAUGGAGAUACUUGGUUUAACAGAAUCAAGUCUUGGGAACUCUACGUUUCUCCACCCUCCUUAGUUUAACAAGAUUAGGAAGGUCUGCACCAAACUCAAGGAUUAAGUAUCUGAAAAAAAUGGCCUUCAACAGACAUAUGCAGAAAAAGCAGACAGACCCCUGGGCUGUCCUAAGUCAAGCUAAGCUCUCAUUGGUACAGAUGAGACACAGGAAAGUGACAUAAAACCAUCCAUAUAAGGCACAUCACUGUUUCUCUUCACCCUCUUUCCCUGGAGAGGUGACUCUGGCUGGCAGCAUGCUAGGCAUUCAGACAUCUUGGAGUGGUGGCAAUUAUUUGGGUUUGGUGGUAAGUUUGCCCUUCAGCUGAUUCAGGUUCAGGCAUCUUGGCUGAGCCCCUUUUGGAGUCCAGGCUGACUCCUUCCUCCUUCACACUCCAAAACCUUAUUUUCUAGAUCUUCCAAUCUUCCUGCCCGGUACUAGCCAGGCGGGAGAAAAUCUUACUCCUUUUCCUUCGCCCUUCUUAAUCUCCUCCACUAUCAAUUAAAUCACCAUAAAAUUUUCAGCUGAUGGGUAUUUUAUUAUUUGGGGUUUUCCCUGGCAACCAUUUAAAUUUAGAUUUAAGUCACAAUGCUAAAAUUAUCUUUACAGAAUUUUUUGUCUAUUUUAUUCCUGUUUUCCAAGGACAGUGAUCUUUGCAUUGAGAAAGUUGUAACAAUUAAAGUAGUGUAUGGCAUAAACUGUUACAGAUAAAAGAGUGGUUGUCUUAAACUGUGACCUCAAAGAUAUGUUUUUUUAUAUUAAAAAUAAACUGGUCACCAGGGGAAAAUUCCCAAAUAUGAAAUAUGCCCAAGUCAGCUGGGUUUUUAUGGAGAUUUUAAUUAAUACAAAUAAGGAAUUAAUGAAAGAGAGUAAGAGGAAACAAUGAGAAAAGAGAUAGGCCAGCCUAGGCUUUUAAGCCUUAAGAGAGACAUCAGUCAGUCUUUUAUCAACUCAACACAAGAUCUGUCCAAAGCAAGAUUUUAGUGUUCAGAGAGACACCAGUUCAGCUUCAGCUAGCUCAAUCAAGUUCAGCCACCAAGCCCUUCAAGGCAGUUUUGGCAAGCUGCCUCCUCCAAUUCAAGGUACAACCAAAAUGGUUUAGAAUUAGGAAACCUAGGAUGACCAUUUAGCUUCCCUCAGAAUCCCCAGCCAGGCUCAGACAAACUACAUCCAUAGUCCUGAGAGAACUGACAUUUGCUGAAUUCUAAUCUUUGAAAAUUCUUAGACAUUGUGUAUUCAAAUUCUUAAAGGACUGCCAUGUGAAAGAAAGAUUACAUUUGUUCUGUUUGCCCUCAGAUGGCAGAAUUAGAAACCAAGGGAUAAAAGUUCAAAAGAGGGAGAUAAGGAUUCGUGCUAUCCAAAAGUGUAUAAUGAGCUAUAGUUUCCAGCAAUAAGGAGGGGAAGAUAUGUUCCCUGUUAAAUUUAAUUGUGGUUGGACUCUGAAUAUUUAUGUAGGUGGUCACCAGGGAUUUAAUUUCUAAAUCCCAAAAUUAAUUGCUAAAGUAAGUGAAAUUUAUGGUAGUUUAUUUACAAUAGAAGGAAGAAAAGGGGAGAGAGUGAGCUCUGGCUUCCGCUAAUACCAGUUAGAAAUUCUAAGCCCAGCCAGUGGGAAAGAGUCUCAAGACAAUGGGCCUUUCCUGGAGGGUUCAUGCCUCCAGAAAGGUGGGGUCACUAAGUCAGCCUUUCACUCACCAAGUGUGACUGUCUAAAGGGAAGAAAGGAAGUUAGUCUUCCUUACUAGAAGUUGAUUACAAGCAUGGUGUAUUCUGUGAAAGAGCAGUGCAUUACCUGUUUCAAAUAGCUUCUUGCUUUAAGAUGUUUUAUGAAAGUCUUUAUUUUGUUGUAUUUUGCUGAUUGUUUUGUUUAAGAUUUAAUUUUGUUGUUUUAAGUUUGUAUAUUAAUGUACUCAAUACUAUUCUGUUACACUGAAUCAGUUUAAUCUACUGUGUUUUAACUAUUAGAUAUAUUCUCUUACUUUUCCCCAAUAACUAUACUAAACAAAAUAUUGUAAAGCCCAUAAAACAGCUUUUUCUUCCAUUUUGCAUUUAAGUGUCACAUAGAUGACAGAUGAAUUCAACCUUGCUAACAACCUUUGGAGAAUUUAAUGAGCUAAGAAUUAAAAUGGUAAUUCUAAGAGGUCUUCUGAAAUAAUUUUAAUUAACUAAUGGUUUCUGAAAGGAUGAUUUUAAAAAAUAUAUUAUAAAGAAUGUUGUGUUAAAGGUAGAGAAAAAAAAGAAAUGUUCCUACCAAGGUGUUUCUAUGAAGCAGGAAUCCAAAAAGAGCUCCUGCAAAACUCUUCAGUUUAACUUACUUCCACCAGAACACUCUAGAUUUCUAUUUGCCAUGGUUGAAAGAUUUUCUACAUCUGCAAAAGUUGUGACAAAUAUCCAUCAGUUCAUAGGGUUUUGUUUUGUUUUUUUUGUCAUACAGCAACUUCUAUGAAAUAUGAUAGUGGGUUUGUUUGCUAUUGUAAUUAAUUGGGCUAUUGUGAAUUUUGGGGUCUUUGGUAUUCCUUUGAAUGUGCAUCAUCUACAUUACUAUUUUAUUCUGAAAACCUUUUGUACUCACACAGUGGUUAAGUUAAAAAAAAUGGAUCUCA